Malassezia vespertilionis is the source of this 2049-nucleotide messenger RNA. RefSeq lists its product as uncharacterized. Gene Ontology annotation, molecular function: DNA-binding transcription activator activity, RNA polymerase II-specific; RNA polymerase II cis-regulatory region sequence-specific DNA binding. NCBI's taxonomy places the organism in Eukaryota, Fungi, Basidiomycota, Malasseziomycetes, Malasseziales, Malasseziaceae. The record is from RefSeq and is a predicted model, not a curated record. The transcript has a single exon. The coding region runs from base 1 to 2049 and encodes 682 amino acids. Gene Ontology annotation, cellular component: nucleus. Gene Ontology annotation, biological process: regulation of transcription by RNA polymerase II.
AUGAGUGGAUUGCCAAAGCACGGACUGGAGGCUGAACCUUUGGAUGACGCAGUCGCCGAAGGCCGCGAUGCCGAAAUUGCAGCGUCAAAGUAUAUGAAUGAGCUCACGGCCAAGCUGCUUGGCGGCGAGCUCGCCGCGAACGACGCUGCGCGCCGCGCAAACCCACAAAACUGCGAUGUGGAACUCGAUUCCACCACCGCUGCAAGCCUCGAAAAGUUUAUGGCAAGUCUUAAGGAGCAUUUGCAGCUUGCUCCGGAAACGUGGAGUGGUUCGGCGGGAAAACAUAACUACGAACGAAGGCGGCAGGUGCACCGCUGGACUUGCGCAGAGCAACAAACGCACGUACGCGACGCAAUCCGCGAGUAUAUGCGACAGGAGCAGCAGGCAACCUGCACGCCUAUGACCACCGUUCGGUGCUUGCAUGCAUCUGUCGCGCAGAAAUCCUACGGGUCCGAAAAACGGUUUCUGUGCCCUCCGCCCGCGGUGCACAUUCAUGGGCGGCUGCGGCAUGCUGAGACGAUUCCGCCCAGCCUCUUUGUGCAAGUCCAAGGCGAAGAGGGCGACCAUCUGUCCGGCGAGCAGCUCGCGGUCCUGGACGAGGCGCACCAGGCGCGCUUUACGGAGCUGCACGUCACGGGCACGGGCAAAGCAAAAAGCUUCCGCCUUCUCCUCCAUCUGCUUGCGUCGGACGACAAGGGGCCCGCGCGCGAUGCUAAACGCGCGCGGCUCAGCGACGAUGCAGAUACACGCACUGCGCGUCUUUUGGAGUCUGCGUGCUGGGCGAGCUUUGCAUCUGCGCCGAUUGGCAUCAUUUCCAAGCCGUCGAAAAAAACAGCCAAGGCCCGGAGCGUCUCUGCACACAUCUCUACAAGCACACAAGUCUCGCUAUUCAACCGGAUCAAUUCACAGACGUACCGCACCAAGUAUUUAUGUGCGCAGGACGGACAGCUCUCUGCCCAGAGCCGUGCAUGGACUGCCUUUACGCUUGUGGUCCUGGAGCGGCCCUCACAGGCAUCGCGCGAUACUGAGGACCAUGUACUAGCGUAUGGCGCCACGAUCUUGUUCAUGGACUCCGUGUCGGGUGCAGCGACCGAUCCGCUACUCGUUUGCAAGGUCGACCGGGGCUGCAUUAUCCCCCCUUUUGGUGACGCGACGCAUGCGCCGGAAAAUGCAGACGAGGUGUAUGCGUUUGGCGCGGUGAACCAGAUGCAAAAAAUUGCGCUGAUGCGGUGCACCGGCGAUCGCAAAGUAGAUGCAUGUACGCCGCGGAGCUACUUAUGUGCCGGCGCGCCGAUGCCCCCCACCGCUGGCUUUGGCGUCCUGGGCCAUGCCGACGACGCACGAUCGCUUCCCCUGAACUAUGCUCCUUCCCGGCCCGCAACAUGGCACCAAGACAAUGGGCCGCAGCCCUUGCUGGUGGACGAAGCGCUCGACGCAUUUUGCUGGACGCUGGUCGGCAUCUCCCACUUUGAGUACUCCUUCAUUGACCUCGACAUGCUGCAUGUGCCGAGCGCGCCACCGUACAUGGGGCUCCCACUCACACCUUUUCCCAUCGUUACCAGGAUGCCGUUUUACGAGACGACCACACACGAGCUCGCCAUGUCAGUGCAAAACUUUUACUAUUCUUCGAGAGACGAUGCACUGCAGUCGCCAGCAGCGAUGCUUUCUGCGUCACGUACAGAUACCAAGCUCGAAACCAUGCAGAUCUGGCUAGGGCCGCUCGGUCCUUUGCCAUUUGUCGCCACAGCCACGCAAGACACGCACGAAACCGAUGUCCUGAUCGAGCUGCCCAAGCUCAAGGCAAUGCUCGGCACACAGGAUAGGCGCAUAUCGCAAUGUAUGCUUCCCCUCUUGUUUGUCCGGGGCAUCGACGGAAGUAUAUACCAUUCCGGCCGUACGAUUGCGUGCCACGAUCUGGUUGCAGUCGUGCGCGCUGCUGGCGAUCAUGGCGCGGCGAAUGCGCUCAAGAAACUACAUGUGGGGCUCGGCGAGUCUGCAGGCGCGCAUGAGCUGGCCGACGAUGGGGCAUGGACAUUGUGCGUGCUAUAG